AUGGAUUCAUCUACACCACCGCCAACUUCAUCACUUCCAAUCAUCUCCGAUCAACCGAUCCAACUUCCUCUUCCUCUCAGCACCAACCAAUCCCCAUCUCCUUCGCCGUCUCCGUCACCGUCGCCUUCCCCUCUCAGAAGAAGAUCCAAAACCUGCCUCGCCGACCGCCUCGAAAUUGCCGCCGAUGAGUCUCCUGAACCUGCCGGAGUACGGCGACGUGGAAAAGCCAGAGCCGCUCAAAACAACGCUCGAAAACCAAGAAAACAACGUCCUGAUGUUGAGAAUCGAGAAGAGAGUAAUGAUGGUGUUGGUUUGGUUGAAGAAAUCGGAAAACCUAGAAAAAGGAAAAAUGGCGGUCGACCGAAGAAAGAGAAACCUAUCUUGGUUCAAUCUUCAACCUCAUCUCCAAAAACUGAAGAAGAAAAUUUGGUUGAUUUCAAUCGUAUUGGACAGGUUGUGAGUGAUUUGGUUAUGUGGAAAGAUGUAUCAAAAUCAACCUUUUGGUUUGGACUUGGCUCUCUUUGUAUCUUAUCUUCAUGCUUCUCUCAAGGUCUCAAUUUUAGCAUUGUCUCGGCCUUGUCGCAAUUGGCUAUUCUCAUUUUGGGUGUUUCAUUUUUCUCAAAUGCCAUUUACCAAAGCGAAACUGUUUAUGAGAAGUGUUAUGCCAAGCUUAAAGAAGAUGAUGUUUUGCGUCUUGCAAAAUUGAUUAUUCCUGCUUUAAAUUUUGUGAUUUCAAAGACUAGAGUGCUAUUCUCAGGAGAACCAUCAAUGACUCUUAAAGUAAUUCCUUUCCUUCUAUUAGGAGCUGAGUUUGGCCACUUAAUAACAAUCAGGAGGCUAUGUGCCAUUGGUUUUUUUGUCAGCUUCACUAUCCCAAAACUUUAUUCAUGCUACACUAGUCAGAUAAACAAGAGAGCCGAGUGUUUGAAAUCAUCACUAUCGGAAACAUGGUGUGCUUGCACUCACAAGAAGAAAGUGAUGGCGUCGACACUCUUGACAUUCUGGAAUCUAUCUUCUACCAAAACUCGGAUCUUUACCGCUUUUAUGUUGCUGGUACUAUUUAGAUACGUAAAGCAACAUGUGGUGCAGCAACUACAAGAUGGAGAAGCACAAGUAGGUGAGAAGGAACAGCAGAAGAAGCAGAAGAAAGAAUCGGUGGUGGAAACACAAGUAGGUGAGAAGGAACAGCAGAAGAAACAGAAGAAAGAAUCAACGGUGGUGGAAAUAGAAGAAAAGGAAACUCAACUAGCAUUAGUUAUACAUAACUCAGAUUCAAAAAAUAAGGACAAUUAA
This is a messenger RNA of Lathyrus sativus (Indian pea), 1293 nucleotides long. The record is from the annotation of a GenBank genome assembly. NCBI's taxonomy places the organism in Eukaryota, Viridiplantae, Streptophyta, Magnoliopsida, Fabales, Fabaceae.